AUGAGCACAUUCAAGCAUGCUCCUCCUCAUCUCAAGCAGGCAUUGAAGUGUCAAGCUGAUGUUACGAACUUGCCACCGCUUGGUCAUAGUGGUAACUAUGCAUUUCCGACGCAGCAGAUUAAUAUAUCUGCAACAAAGCCUUCUAACACGUUGGCCGUCGCACAUUUCAAAGGAGACCUAGGCAAGUUUGCUGGCAAGCAUAUAGAUCAUCAAGAUGCCCCUGGAGGGGUUACUUGCAUGCAUAGUCAUUCUGACCUGGAUGAAGAUGAUCAUCCCGGACUUUUCUAUCUUCCCGAGAUUGGUGCUUAUAUGAUUAUGAGAGGCAUGAUUUCAGUUUGCUUCUCUGGUCUACACUUUCAUGGUGGCACUCCUCCUACUUCACCUUCUGAUCGUGAACCAUCACCUUAUUCCUAUCGUAUGGUUGUGGUCAACUAUCCACCAAGCGCUCUGAUCAAUGCAGAUGGUUUGGUCAGUUUUACGUCUAUGCCCAAUGGUGCUUUACUGUCUCUUCGUCCAGAGAUGACGGAUCCCAUCUACAAUAAUCCUUCUGCCUUUACAUUUAGCAAUCACGGCAAUUGGGGCACAGAUGGACUUGCUCUCACAGAACAUCGUGCAAUGUUCAAUUGGUAUGCAAGAGCCAUGGUUCAAUUCUCUGCCUAUCUCUUGCGUGGUCUACCCUCUAGUCUGGCAGCAGAGUUUUCUACUGACAAGUUUCUACAAAGCUUGACUGCAGUCAUGGAUGGAGAGCGAAUAACUCCUGAUCCUUGGGAGUUGGGACCUGGUUCUACAAUAUUUUCUGAUGAGUUCCAGGCUACACGUGCUCAGUGCUCUGAUCUAUGGACUGAGCAUAACAAAAAAAUGUCUCACUUCAUUCCAUAUCUUGCACGUAAAACUAAUAUCGUGGCCAACGAUACUCAGACCGAGUCAGACUCGGAUGGCGAGUUAAAUAUAGAACUUCAUGGCAGACGUGCAGACAAGAAGGGCAAGGGUAAAGGCAAGGGCAAAGGCAGGAGCAAGGGCAAGGCAAAGGGCAAAGGGAAAGGAUCUGCGAGCAACAAAUGGUCUGUCCAGCAACUUGCCGGUUCAGAUGUGGAUAUGUUUGCAGAGUUGCUGGAACGUCAAAAGCGUAACACAUUGAUCAAGGGCCUUAUGCAACCAGUUUGA
This is a messenger RNA of Sparassis crispa, 1164 nucleotides long. RefSeq lists its product as hypothetical. Bases 1 to 1164 code for a protein of 387 amino acids. NCBI's taxonomy places the organism in Eukaryota, Fungi, Basidiomycota, Agaricomycetes, Polyporales, Sparassidaceae. The transcript has 6 exons. The record is from RefSeq and is a predicted model, not a curated record.